Messenger RNA from Stegostoma tigrinum, 12656 nucleotides. It is a transcript of the gene aak1b, whose product is annotated as AP2 associated kinase 1b. The transcript has 21 exons. Lineage: Eukaryota; Metazoa; Chordata; Chondrichthyes; Orectolobiformes; Stegostomatidae. Gene Ontology annotation, biological process: protein phosphorylation. Gene Ontology annotation, molecular function: ATP binding; protein kinase activity. The coding region runs from base 366 to 3200 and encodes 944 amino acids. The record is from RefSeq and is a predicted model, not a curated record.
GUCACGGCGCGUUGUGUCUCCCUUCUUUGGGUCCGGCUUUCAUGUCGGCGUUAACGACAAGAAAAAAAAGGGAGCCGGUUGUUUUUUCUGGUCCGCCCCGUUAUUCCCUCCCCGUCUCUUCACUUUACCACCCCCACCCCCUCCAGCCCAGUUACCGGGCCGGCUCGGCGGUGGAAGCAAGGCCCGGUUUUUAAACCCUCGGUCGCUCGAUCGACUAUCAUUUUCGUUGCCGUUAUUACCGUGACACCACGUACAUUUAAAAAAUAUAUAUAUCGAGAUUGUUCUAUUUUGCCCGGCCGCGCGGGUCGGUGGCGGGGCGGACACAGACAGAGACAGAGACAGAGACAGAGAGUGAUCGCCGAGUGAUGAAGAAAUUCUUCGACUCCCGGCGGGAGGCGGCGGGCUCGGGUUCGGGAGGCGGCGGCGGCGGCGGUGGAGGUGGAGGAGGAGGAGGCGGCAGCAGCGGCGGGGGCGGCGGCUUAUGCCCCGGCAGCGGCUUCAUCGGCCGGGUGUUCAGUGUGGGCCGGCAGCAGGUCACUGUGGAGGAGGUGGUGGCUGAAGGUGGUUUUGCUAUUGUGUUCCUGGUGAAGACUCAUAAUGGGGUUAAAAGUGCACUGAAGAGGAUGUAUGUCAACAAUGAACACGAUCUGCAGGUCUGCAAGCGAGAGAUCCAGAUCAUGAGGGACCUGGCAGGGCACAAGAAUAUUGUCGGAUAUAUCGAUUCUAGUACAACAGCUGUCAGCUCCGGAGAGGUCUGGGAAGUGCUGAUCCUGAUGGAUUUUUGUCGAGGAGGUCAAGUAGUGAACCUGAUGAACCAGCGGUUGCAGACUGGUUUCACUGAGAACGAAGUUUUGCAGAUAUUCUGUGACACGUGUGAAGCAGUUGCAAGGUUGCACCAGUGCAAAACGCCCAUCAUCCAUCGGGAUUUAAAGGUUGAAAAUAUACUGCUUCAUGACAAAGGGCAUUAUGUCCUCUGUGAUUUUGGAAGUGCAACUAAUAAAUUCCAGAAUCCAAAGGUUGAAGGAGUCAAUUUAGUUGAAGAUGAAAUUAAAAAGUAUACAACUUUGUCCUACCGAGCUCCUGAAAUGGUCAACCUUUACUGUGGCAAACCCAUUACUACGAAGGCUGAUAUUUGGGCUCUUGGAUGUUUACUGUACAAACUUUGCUUUUUUACGCUACCAUUUGGAGAAAGCCAAGUUGCAAUCUGUGAUGGGAGCUUUACAAUUCCAGACAACUCCAAGUACUCCACCGAGAUGCACUGCCUAAUAAGAUUUAUGCUCGAACCAGAUCCAGACAAGAGACCUGACAUUUACCAGGUGUCAUACUUUGCAUUUAAACAAAUUGGGAAGGAGUGCCCCGUCCAGAAUGUCAGUAACUCUCCCAUUCCAGCCAAGCUUGUUGAGCCAGUUAAAGCCAGCGAAGCUGCAGCUAAGAAGACACAGCCCAAGGCAAGGCUCACAGACCCAACUCCUCCAACUGAGACCUCAAUAGCUCCUCGCCAAAGGCCGAAAGCUGGACAGGCUCCAGCCAACCCGGGCAUGCUGCCCAUCCAGCCUUCUCUGACCCCACGGAAAAGGCCAUCUACCCAGGCAGCCGUACCGCCAGCAGGUGUUGUUCUCGGCAGCGGCCACAACACCCAGCCACCAGGCCUACAGCCGCUUCAGCAACAACCAAGGCCUCAGUUGCAACAGCCGCAAUUGGUGCUGCAAUCGAAGCAACCCCAGGCAGCAGCAGUGCAGCAGAAGCAGGCGCAUGCUCCACCCCAGCCACAAGCAGCAGGGCAGCCUCCACCAGCCCCACAACAAGCAGCUAUACAACCGCAACUCUUCGUGCAGCAGCAGCAGCAGCAGAUGAUGGCUCAGCAGUACCACGCCAUGCAGCAAGCAUUGCAACAUCAGAUGAUGCAGAAUUACUAUCUCCAGCAACAGCAGCUUGCCACAGUCGUGCAGCAGAUACAAUACGUGAGCCAGCAAGCUGCUCCUGCCCAGUCACAGCUGACUGCAGCACUCCCACAGCAUACACCAUUACCUCCACAGCAACAACAUACUGCAGCACCACAAGCAGCCUCUCAGGAACAGGGAAUGACCCAGAUACAACAGCAGCAGCAGCAACCACAAGUAGCCCCAAACCAGUCUCCAAAAAUGGUGUCGGUGUCGCUGACUCCUCCAUCGUCGCCGAAGACUCAGCGUUCCGGCCACAGAAGGAUCCUGAGUGAUGUCACGUACAGUGCAGUGUUUGGUGUUCCAGUCAGUAAAUCAACCCAGCUUCUGGCAGCUGCAGCUGCUGAAGCUGGUUUAAACAAAUCCAAGUCGGCUACAACCACUCCCUCGGGAUCUCCACGGACCUCUCAGCAGAACGUCUACAAUCCUCCAGACGUGUCUACGUGGAAUCCUUUUGCUGAUGACAAUUUCUCCAAACUCACUGCCGAGGAGCUGCUCAACAAGGACUUUGAGAAGCUCAAGGACGGUAAGGCUGAGCAGACCAACACAUCGACCGAGAGCCUGAUCCCUGGGCUUCCAGCAGCUCCGGCGCAGUCACAGACGGAUGCUUUCGGAAUUGACCCCUUCGCAAGUGGUGCAGCAGAAAAGUCCACAGAGCUGUUUGUUCCGGAUGCUGCCAUCCCAGCAAUCAACGUACCUGACCCUUUCACUCCUGUUACAUCAUCAGAGCAACCAGAAAAGCUCAUUGAAGGUCUGAAGUCUCCUGAGACUUCAUUUCUGCUCCCUGAUCUUUUACCUCUUGGUGACCCCUUUGGCAGUACUGAGGAUAAUAUCAACGGAAAAGCUGAGAUAGCGGUUGGAAAUCUCAUACCUGGAUUUGAGCCCUCACAGCCUCAGCAACUGCCUCCAGUGCAGGUGGAAUCUUUAAGUGUUGUGGCCGCAAAAAAUGCCGCAGACUCUCUCACCGGAGAGGACUCCAUUCUUGACUAUUCUCUCCUCUCUAACCCAGUGACUGAAAUAAUUGAUGAAUUUACUCCCGUAAUUUCGUCUGGUCAGGUUAAGCCAGAGGAUACUAACCUCAUCUCAGACUUUGAUCUGUCUAUUAAAAAUGACAAAGUGGAAGAAGAUGAAUUUGACCCCAUUCCCGUGUUAUCAAAAAAUUCGCAAGGUCAUUCUAGAAACAACAGUGGGAGCUCUGAAUCCAGUCUUCCCAACUUAGCUAGGUCUUUACUGCUUGUCGAUCAACUGAUAGACCUGUAGGAUGGCCCAGCAAGCACGUUAAGUUCAGCAGUCCUCUUCAUCAACAUUUUCAUUCCCUCUGGAUUUUCCAUGCAACCUGUGACGAGGGCUUUUCUAACUGAGGAACUGAGCUGCAUUUCCACUUUCUUGUCUUAACUUACUGUUGUGUCCUAUUUAACCAGCAUGUCCUUUCUGACAUUUUUCAUGAUUAAAAUAGAUUUGUUCUUGACAUUUUUGGCAGAAGUGCAAUGAGGAAGAAAGAAUACUGUUGCACUAAUUCAAGGCGAAAUUGUCACAUCGCGAAGCUCCAGAUUACUGUGGAACUGCCAGUAUCGACACGUUAUGUGAUAGUUUAUACACAGAAGCAAAAUCUGCUUGUUUCUAGAAAUGAUGUGACAAAGAUUGACAGCUUGUCGAGUUGUGGAGAAUCUUGACUAAAGACUUUUACAGGUUUGCAUUUCAGACAGAAGUUACAUUGCCCCUGACUUGCAUUCAUGUGGUAAUGGAACCUUUUGAUACACAAAAAAAAAUUGAAAUUAGCAUGACUUGAGACUUGUCCCAAAGGUAAUGUUGGAUUUAGGACAUGUUUUAUUUUAUGUAUGAGGAUGGAGAACUCUGGUAAUCUGUCUGACUAUUAUUUUGACAGCUUGGCACCAGGAAAUAAAAAUAACAAUAUACUGGACCAGAGCUAAUAAGAUCCCAAAGUUGACAAGAAAAUGUUUUGACCCCUAACAUACCAUUAAGCCACUUGUUUCAGGAAAGAAAGAACCAAGGAAUGGAUAGGACAGCGAAAGAUCAUUCAAUCUUUUCACUAUCUUUCUUUUUCAAAGCUGUCUUUAAAAGUCAUUCAAAUGAGAUAUGUAACAUUUUUGAAUUGAGAUGUGUUACUUGAAUUGUAUCUAUACUAGACAGGAAGCCUUGAGCAAUAUACGUUGAAAACUCAUCAGUGUUACAGUAAAGGCCGAAUGUGCAAUGACUUGUUUCAAUGUACAGAUCACUGUUAAGUUAUGCUCUUUCUUUGGUGAAACUAUUAAGCACUGUUAAAUAAGUCAUUCAACUUCCAUCUCUCUCCUUCUCUAUCCCUGUUUCUCUUGUCCUCACAAACAAAAUAUGUGCUGUUUGGUUGGAAUAGCAAACUCUGAAGUAACUAGAUCUGCCCAUCCUUGCACACUUGGAAAAUAUUGCAGCAUUUUAAAGCACUGUUUCACUUUGAGGAAAUUGAAAACUAUUUCUGAUGCACUUUUUAUUGUGGAUAAGAGCUGCCAAAAUAGAAUUUUACAAUGCAGUUUUGGAGGUUGAAAUCUGCAGUCCCGUGUGAUGCAUGGAUCCACAUGACUUUUCUGCUGAGCCCAUUUCUUGAUACGCAAACUGGAAUCUCAAAGAGAGAGGAUGAACAGAUGUUUAGGAAUGAAAUAUUUUGAAUGCUGUUGUGUUGCCUUCCUGCACAUCCCUCCUCUGUACUUGUUUCUGAUAGAAUGUAGUGCUUUGAAUCAAAUAGUCCUCACACCAGUAACAAUGCACAGUAAUGUGGUAUCUGCAAUCUUACAUUGUGAAAUGGCAGUGAGAUUUCUGGCAUUUAUUGAAGUGGGAUUGAUUUCAAGGCAAUGAGAUUCUGUAAAUUGUAAAGUAAAAAGUUGUUUUCUGUAAAUUGAGUGGCUUGAGAUGAAGCAUUGUCAGAACAUAAGCACAGCUUCAGUCAUGUUGCUAAGACAUCCUGUCAGUUGUUGCAAGCUUGACUAUUAUUAUCUGCAAAUCACAAGUGUACUAAUCAUAAUGUUUUGACAACAUUGAAAAUGCAGCCCAAGGAUUCAGAUGCAGACUAUGUGUCUAUUAUAAUGUAAUUUAUUUUGCAACAGUGCUUCUUUAUUAAGAGUUUUGUCCCUCUGCAAUGAUUAUCUGGGGUAGGAGGAGGAGCAGGUUUACUCUGAACAGGAUUUCAUUACUUAAAUACAUGUUGGGUAUUAUUUUUCAAGGCAAGGAAGGAAAGCUGACUAUUUGAUGCACAUAUACAUCUUUCCUUCAUUGUUCAGAGAGCAUGAUAAUGUCAGGGAAGCAAGAUGUUCACCAGUGGCUUUCAGAAGAAACUAAGAUAACUACUUGAAGGAGCAAAAUAAUUACUGAUCCAAGCCAAGCAAAGGAGAUUGGGACUAACUGGAUUGUUCUUGGCAAGAGCUGGCACAUUAUCAAUGAGCUGAAUGGUCUCCGUCAGUUCUGUACUUGUUUUAAGAUUCAAAUUUUUUUGAUGAGCUGAUAUGCGUGAAUGGCCCAUUGAUUCCAGAAGAGCUCCUUCUGGUAGAGAGAGACCGGAUUUCUACUUUGCAUGAGUUUCUCUGUUCUGGAUCCAAAUUGCACUCACUGCUGCUAAGAAAAUUGGAACCUUCUGCAUUUCUUAAGGCAUUGAACUGUCAGCAGUUCUAAUUUCUUAAACUUGCAGGAUUCAAGUGACACUGCGGCAAAAUGGAAAUUAGCAAGCAAUAAUAGGUGUCAGGCGGAAUGGAUUUUCCCACCCAACUUCAAAACAUAAGGACCAGUUAACCAAAGUCACACAAGGGAUUAGCAUCAAAGGAUUUAAGUGACUCCCUGGAGGAAAAGAAUACAUUUUCUGGCAAUUAGGAAUAUAAUUGAUCAAAAAGAAAAUGUCACACAGUGUUGCGUUCAUUAUUUUGUGUACAACAUUUCCCUAUUUUUGCUAGAAGACUGCCUUGUGAUUGAUCCUGCUGUCUCAUCCAGGUGUAGACCGAGACAAGGGCACAUGAGACUAUUGGAAUUCCAAGCUGAUAAGCCAGACCUCUGAAUCUGAGGGACUGGUACAGAUAAGGUGAUCUUGCCAUUGAGUAGAACAGACAGUUUGAAGGAGAGGAGAUGGUGACAAGUUGGCUGUGUUGUGCUUCAUCCAGUGAUACAUAUAGUGGACCAGAUCAGUCUUAAAUCCACAAAAUAUAAAAUAAGGAUCUGUUUUAAUGAAGGAAAUUUGCACCGUUUGUUCACUCUGAGUCAACUUUACCCACUAGAAACUGAUGGAUUGACAGAUGUAUUCUGAGUGUAAGCUAGUAUUUUAGAAUACCAUGUUGGGAAGGUAGAAAUGGUCACUGCACACCAUUGUCCUUGAUUUGAUUACGUCAACAGAAACAGUUUUGCAACCUAAUUUUGCACUUGCAUCUUUCAAAAAGGUGCAUGCUUGAUUUGAUCUUCACAGAAUUAGUGACUGAUGCCUGUGAAGCUGAUGUUAAUUUAUUGGAAAUGAUGGCUGAGCUGGGCCUCAAAGUGGAUUGAUGCAGUACACAUGAGGAAGCCAUUUUUCAACUUUAGAUGUUACAGUAUGCCUUGAUUAACAAUCAAGUGUCAUGAGAAGUGACUCUCUGAAGGGGCAUUACUCUAUAGGAGCAGAACUAAACUGUUAGGCCCAUGAAGUGCAUUGAAUUUGGUGAUUGAUUCGUAUUUAGCAUCAUUAAUAAUGGUUAAGUCAUGAGAGAGAGGUUGAUUCUUGAGACAAAGUGUUCACCUGACUUUGCUGUUUAAAUCUUUUUUCUUUGUAACAUUCUCAGGGUGAAUCACAGAAUUGGUAUAUUUGUUUUGACUUUCUUUCGCCUCUCUUUCAAUAACUUUGUGUUCAGAAAAGGAAAUGGUUUUUAAGCAAGAGAUUGUCAAUGGCCAGUCAUUGAGUGAGAUGUGUCUCAGUGCAGCUGGCUUACGGCGAUUAGUUAUUUUGCUGCAUGUAGUAAAGGGCAUUGUGGAUGAACCUCCUGAGUGAACUUGAACAGUGUCAUUUUAUUCCUGUAGUUCUUCAGCUGAGAGUGUUUAAUGUCUAGGAACCAGGAAAGGGGAGAAAAAAGGAAUGAAGAGGUCAUUGACUAUUUUCAACAGCAUUUUUUAGCUCGUUUGACACUUCUGCUCACCAUUAAGCUGACUGGGCAAAGAAAAUGAAUUCUGGGCUGUUCAAAGCAUGCCUCGCUACUGGGAAAGGAAGAUACAUGGAUUGGUGUUUUCCUAAAUUAACGUCCUUAUUGGGCUGUAAUCCGGCAUAUAGGAUUCUGUUUUGUUCUCCAGCGUACACUACCAGUGGAUACUCUGGGAGUCAAAAUGUCAAAUUUGUUGGUGUCAAUCUCCUAUCAGUGUGAACCUUUAGAUAUGAACACUGUUCAGACUUGCAUAGGGGUUGCUUGUUUGUCAAAGUACGGCAGAAACUGUAACCAGUGCAGGAAUUCCAUUCUCAGUCGAGUGUUUGCUCUGACUGUGACAAGUAGAACUCGCAUGGAUGUUGGUGUGAAUCAUUGUUUUCUGCUACUUAUUACAUUCCCCGGAUUGUUCUGAAAAAUGAGAAGUUAUUGACUGUUCUGUUUGCCAUGUCAGAAUAAAGAAACUGGAAUUGUCUUCCAUCUUUUGUCAUGACCUUACAGUGAACCCCUUUGUAGUCGGCUGAGAGCAGCUAGAAUGGAAUUCUGGAAUUAAUUGUUAUUUUUAUUAUAGGUCAAUCUCAUUUCAAACAAUGAGAAGUUGACAUAGGUUGAAAUUAUCCAUAUUAGGUUUUUAAAUAUGGCAAUGGAACUCCAAGUCAAUGCUCAAAAGCAUUGGGACAGGUUGAAAGAAGGUGAGAAUGAAGUAAGCAGGAUGUAAUGGUUGGAUAUGUUAGAGUUAAAUGGUAAGGUGGGGACUAAAGCCCCCGGAACUCAAAAUCCUGCCAUUGUAACGGACAUCUCCAUUCGUGCAGGAAGACAAAUCAACUUCUCCAUCAAGCUUGCCACACACAUACUGCCUGCAAGUACGUUAUUUGUUUCUUCUUUAGAGGACUCAUCACCAAAUCACCCAGUCACCUCAUUAAAACAUUUGGUUAUAAGCACUGUCCAUCAGGGGUUUUGCAACAAUUAUGUUGUCAAGUCACCAUAGUCUUAACAGACCAUUGGUCUCUUAUGAGAGGGAGAGAGAUGACUGGUGAUGGUUUAAUUUGAGGUCCAUCACAUCUCAGGCGAGAGGAGAAGUUGAGAAGGAGAGUCGUUCAUGGUAACCCCAGCCAGCUUGGGAAUUGAAGCUGCAUUGUAGGCAUCGCAGUGCUUUGCAAACCACCGGUCCAGCCAACUGAGCUAAACCGAACCCCAACCCAUGCAACAAUAACAUAUUAGGAAGGGAAGGAAAAGAGGGAAGGGAUUAAAUUAACAUCGAAUUGGUGGGGGAGAUAAUGCACUCCAGGCCUUGUGGUACCUAUCUUUUCAUGAAUGCUUCAAGGGUCCUCCAAGGGCACUUGGACACAAACAAUGCCAUUUGAGAGAGGUAGGCAUUCAGGAUUUACAACCGUCUCCAAGCCCCACUGCCUGGACUUGCCGAUGCCUGCUUCAGCCGGGCUCACAAAGAGAAACACAUUCUUCGUCCACCCUUCCCUUCCACCUCACCACCUGAUUGGGAAUGGGGUAGAGGGGGAACUUGUGAGGGGGAGCAAUUCAAGAAAAGAUUGGCAAAUGACACUCGGGCACUUUUACAACAAUGGGCAGUAAUUACAUAUCUGGUUCAUAAAUGUCCUUUGGGGGAAAGAAACAGUUGUUCUUAACUGGCCUGGCUUUCAUGUGACUCCUUGUCCUCAGUAACAGAGUUCACUCUUAAUUGCCCAAUGCGAGAUUCAGGGUAGGCAAUAAAUGCUCAACAAACCAGUAACGCCGUCAACUAAUAACUGAACUAAAAACAAAGAUCUGGAAGAAGCCAAAGUCUCUGAUGCUUAACAGUAAAUUUCGAAGUAACUGAAAUUAUUUAUGCAUGGAGUCAUUCUCCGAUGCCUCUCUUGUAAUUUUUCCAAGGCCACCCACCAGUGGAAAUGACCGAUAUUGGGCACGUCACAACAGAUGCAGUCUAACCAAAGGCUUACACAAUUAAUUGAGUAGCAUCCUUUGGUUUCUGCUGAAUGGUUUCAUUUCCACAACCCAAUAUUGUGUUUCAGAGCGCUUUUCUGUAUAGGCUGUAAAACGUGGCUAAUGCGCAGUAAAAUCUCAAUCUCUUGUCUCUCUUAACCACUUACAGCACCGUUCCUACUAAAUGAUGAACAUACUCGAGAGUUGGUCCCACCAACGCACUUGUCACUGUAAUUUUUGAGCUUAGAUGAUACUAGCUGUUGUCUGGCUGAGGCUCCUUGCCUCAUCUAGAUGUCUUUGCAUCAAAUUGUGUUUCUCUGCUGUCUUUAAAUCAUGUUCAGAUUGGUGUAAUUGCAAUCUUAACCAUCAUAUUCCCAAUGCUGCUAUCCAGUACAUGAUAAAAUCUCUUAACUGGAGGUGGCCUUGGACUGAUUCCUGGAGGUGACCAACAGGAACUUGCAUCCAAGCUGAACCAUAUUGAUGAAUUACAAUUUGUUUGAUUUGGACCAGCUCCAAAUGCCUUGUAUCAAAUUAACCAUUUGUAAAGUUGCAUGUUAUCCAAGCUUUCAGCCAAUCUUGAGGAUAUAAUGGCUAUCAUAGUUACGCCAUCCUCUUGUAGAGUAAUGUGGUGAGUAGUCGCAAUUAGCCUUAGCUUUUCGGAGCCAUGUUAAGUCCAGGGUAUAUCUCAUAAUCUGUUCUCUUUACUAUUCGUUGUCAAGGUCACCUGUUGGAUCUGCCUCUUGGGUACUGUAGUGUUAUAGUAUUUGUUUAGGAAAUCUGGGGAUGAUGAAGGAAGUUUGUACUUCCUGAUGUUCUCAUCUGACAAAUGUGACAAAGGCACAUGUCAACAUAUUAAUAAAGAUUGUUGUAUUAUCAGACAAGGUGGGAUAAGUAAUAUGUGCAUGUCAGUAUAUUCAACUUGAAUUCCAUUUGUGUCAUUUUGAAAGACAAGAUAAAUUCCAUAUGCAGUAACUUGUCUGGCGUAUGUCUGACUUAGCUUUCCAAUACCUGCUCCUCCUCCUGUGUUCACCUUUCAUAGUUCCACUAUGUACUGUACUGAAUUCCCGUAACGUCACUUUAUCAUCUGCACCCACAUACACCUAACUACGAGAUAGCACCGAGAUAUGCCUGGAUUGUAAAGGACUCAAUCUGAACAGAUUUUCAGCAUCUGAUAGAUAUGUGAUUAAACAGUUGCAAACAUUGCCAGUUCUGUGUAACGUUUUCCUUUUCCAGUGAUGAAUUAUGUUGUGUUUAUUCUUGUUCCAGUGUUGCAUCAGCAAUAAAAUUAAUUUCAACAUCACUAGUUUCUGCUUGUCACGCCUGCAAGAUUUCAUCUUGGCCUGCCAAAAUUGAGUUGACAGAUAAAAUUGGACUUGGACAGAAAAAUAAAAUGUGGUCCCAACAAUCUGGUCAAAAUUAAGCAUCACUAAUUGGGUCAGUAUUGUGCAGUGGCUGAAAUUUACUACAGUUCAAAUGAUUUGAACCAUGCUUUGUGAGUUAUUGGAAAGGAACUAUUUUUAAUGUUCUGUUAUCCUUGCAAUGCAUCAAGUGAAGUUGGCUUUGUCAAAUCUGAAAAGCAAAUUCUGCACACAGGGUUGUGAAGUGCUGUUGCGCACCUUGCAUGGUGACCCACAUGAUGAAUGUCGAUCGUAAACUUCAUAAGGAGAACCAUUGGUAGCCGAAGUUCAGGGGCUCUGCUGACAAGACGAUGAGGUUAUUUCAACCUCUGUUGUGUGGGCCAAAGUUGAUCAUAAUGCAUCAACCUUGUUGCUGCCCUCACAUAGACGAGUGUCUUGCUUCCAAUUUCACUGGGCAGCGAAGGCCAAGACAAAGUGAUCACCUCGGAGUGGCAUUCUGGUGCUAUCUCGCUGGACAUUCUAUCUGCCAAAUCCUGCUGAUGCAGGCGUAUGUUGCUGAUAAGAUCCACAAUGGCUUGGGAAUGCAAGCCAAUACUCUCACCUUCCCUGGGUGCCCCGUAUCACAUUUCUUUGACUCCCUCACCUUGCUAUGGGUUCACUGGAAGGAAAGCCAAGGUAUGUGUGAAAUCUGUCAUGCACAUAUGAGCAGAUUCUGCUGAUCUGUUUUUUACUGGUACACUGCACAAAACUGAAGCCGGCCACAAAAAGAGCUUGCAAGAAGUCAGUCUUGAAUCUAUAAUUAGUGGUGAAAAAGCAUUUAUAAAAUUUGGUCCUUCUUUCAGAGUAAGAAUGGCUUUCAACAUCAACCUUGAUCAUGAAAUGAGCUAAUAAUGUGACAACAUCCAGUCAGCUUCAUUCUGUAGCUAUUCAUAUAAUGUUGGUUCUUGUUCGGCACCCUGGUUUAAGCCAUUUCAAGCCAAUCUGUAUUCACAUAUUUUGUUUCGAUAAUUAAUUAAAGUUCCUGCUGUGAUUUAUUUAUGUCCCUUCUAAUAACUGGACUCAGCUGCAUUCUAAUUGUUCUUGCCAAUGUCUUUAUUGUUGUAACCUGAAGUCACAUUUUUGUAACCUGCACUUUAUUCCUCAUUUGUUUUGCUUAGAACAGAACUAAUGUUAUUUUUCUAACUCCAUCAAUUGAAAUCAUCUACGUUUGAACUGCCUGUUAAAAUGUCCUCUCCAAUCUGAGGUUUUAUUGGAGGCUCAUGUGUUGCAAACCUAUGCAACCUCUGCUACUGUAGUUUCAAAUCAUUGUGGGUUAGCAAGUAGAUCUCUUGAAGGUCAGUCCUAUCUCCCUUUGCUUUUGUAUUUGUAUCGAAUCAGAAUAUGCUGUUGUGGCUUGUAGUUAUUCCAGCUGCAGUAUUGUGUGAUUCUAGUGUACAUUGUGUGACGUAUGUUGUAUGUGCACUCUUCAAAACCUUUACCAAGGGAGGUGCUCUGGUUUAACACAAAAUCAUUGGGUAUUAUUUAAAGUAAAGGGUUUAUCACAAGCAGUGCAAGAAAAAAACUCUGUACCCGGAUUUGUGAUAUAAUCAGGACAGCAAUUGUGAAACCCUCUUCGAGAGGCUUUGAUUUGCUUUGACUUUGCUGUAUGAUUUCAAACUUCUAGCACCUGUGUAUUUUUUUCUCUCUCCCUGGCUUACACAGACAGUGUGUCAAUGAAACGUUUUAUUUCUGCUCUUCCACAUGGAACCUGCUUCUGUGUUCUCCAGAUUAAGCUUUUAGAAUGCACCUUGUUGUUUUGGUUUCCCUUACUCCUCGAAGAGGCUGAGUUCCUGGCUCAACGCAUAGUAAAAUGCGUAAGUGACCACCCUUCAUGUGGCACUGGCUGACAAAGUCCCUCUUCUGCAUUGUGCCUUGGCAAAAGUGGAAGAGGGGCAUAGCCAGGUGACCAGUGACAACGCUACCCCACCCCAAACCACCAUGGCCUGCUUGCCAACCAUCGUUCUUGUUGCAAGAAGAGCCCUGAAGUCCUGUGUAACUCCCGCGAAAGGAGAGGUGUACCAGCCCCAUUCUCUGCAGUCACAGUACUUAUUGGCAUGCUUGUUGACAUUAAGUAGUGCAGAAGAGUGAAUGUUUGAAGCAUUACUGAGCAGAGUAAAGCUACAAAUCAAAGCAGACUAUUUUUGUACAGAUUCUAGUGACUAAAGGGGGGGAUUGCCAAUGAUGACGUUGUAUCUAUACUUUACAUUGUAAUGUAUCCAAGUGAUCACUUUCCCAAUAAAUAAUGU